GUGCUAGCUAGUCUCAGGUGCUUUGGGAGUUUGUUCCUGGCACGAGGAGCAUAAAAACAGAAAGCUGCUUCUCCAUGUUUUGUUCUUGUGGAGGGAACUACAAGCGGCCCAGCAUCUGAAGAUCCACUAAAGAUGCAUGCAUGAUUUUCUCUGAGGUCCUCCUUGGACAUUUAGAUUCUUGAUUUUUGAUAUAUUUUUUAGGUGACUUUGGAAUGGUUUUGAUGUGGCUGUUACGUAAAGGAGUUUGCUAUUGAAGAACAAAGCCGAGGUUUUAUUUUGAAGAUGAGACUCAGCCUGGUGGUGGCCGCUCUUCUCUGCUUCACCACAUGGAUGAGCGUAGUCCAUGCAACCCAUGGGCCGGUGCCCCUCUGUUGUAUGCAGUGGUCCAACACCCGAAUCCCAUUGAAACGAAUUGUGGGUUACACCAUUCAGUCUGAAGGCGUCUGUCCAAUCGCAGCUGUGAUGUUUCAGACAAAGCUUGGAAAAAGAAUUUGCUCGGACCCUAACAGUGUCUGGGCCAAAGAGGCGAUUCUGAAGGUGGACGAGGAAAAAGAGAAAGAAAACAUUGCUAGAGAAAACGAGGAAUGUAUGGAAGAGUGAAUGUGUGUGACAUGUGAAUUUGUUUUUUAGUUCUGAGAUUAAAGUCAGAAUUCUGAGUUUAAUCGCAGAGAAAACGUGUCUGAGGAAUCACAAGACAAAUCAAAGUUUCCACAGUUCUUUCUAAUUGGACUUUUCCUGCUGUAUCACAUCAACAAUUAAACCUAAAACUAAAACAGACAUUUAUAUUUGAUUUUAUUGAUGAUUAAAUAUGCAAAAUAUCCAUUUAAAUAUGUUAACCAUAGCUUGUUGUCGUAAAUGUGUUUACUUGUUCCAGUCAGUUGCCAAUAAAGUCUUUCUGAGCAAA
Micropterus dolomieu (smallmouth bass) is the source of this 904-nucleotide messenger RNA. RefSeq names its product monocyte chemotactic protein 1B-like. The transcript has 4 exons. Lineage: Eukaryota; Metazoa; Chordata; Actinopteri; Centrarchiformes; Centrarchidae. Gene Ontology annotation, cellular component: extracellular region. The coding region runs from base 283 to 600 and encodes 105 amino acids. The record is from RefSeq and is a predicted model, not a curated record. Gene Ontology annotation, biological process: lymphocyte chemotaxis; cellular response to type II interferon; immune response. Gene Ontology annotation, molecular function: chemokine activity; CCR chemokine receptor binding.